CAGCAUCUUUCUUUCUUUCCUCAGGUUUUGAGUCUCUUCAUUUUACCCUAAUUCUGUCACAUACAAACACUCUAGCUGUAUUAGGUUAAUGAUGCUAUGUCAUAUUUACCCAUAUCAUAAGAAAGAAAGUAGGCCAGCAGUAACACUAUCAAUAAUCCUCUGAUUCUGAAAGGAUUAAAGUAUUUGUAUCUUAUAAUAUUGGAUAUGAAUUCAGUUUUAAAAGAAUACCCGACUCAAAUAAGUCGUCCUCAUCUAGAUUUAAAAAAAAAAAAAAAGUGUGGCAAGAUAAAUAUAGCUGAAACGUGGAGGAUGAAAGACAUAUCCCCUCGCAAGAUCUAAGAGAACUACCUCUCCUUCUAUCUUUUUUCUCUUAAAUCUUUCAUUUUUUUCACCAUUUUCUCAACAUUAACUCACACCAAGAUGGGCAUCAAACCUUUCAUGAUCUUCUUCCUCUUUAUUUCAAUUUUCUUCUGCCUUCUCUAUCUUUACAUCCCAAUCACAAAACCAGCCCUUGCCAUGAGCUCCAACAGCAUUCUACUCAAAUCUCAGAACCCAUAUCCAGUAACCUUUGCAUACUUAAUUUCUGCGUCAAAGGGCGACACAGUUAAAGUUAAAAGAGCCCUGUUGGCUUUGUAUCAUCCAGGAAAUCAUUAUCUUGUACACAUGGACAAGGAUGCUCCAGAGAAAGAACACAAGGAAAUUGCAGAUUUUAUCUCAAAUGAACCAGUUUUUAGCUUGGUAAAUAAUGUUUAUAUGGUUGGCAAACCAAAUUUAGUAACCUACAGAGGCCCAACAAUGCUCGCCACUACUCUCCAUGCCAUGGCCAUCCUCUUGCGAUGCUGCAAAUGGGAUUGGUUUAUUAAUCUUAGUGCUUCUGAUUAUCCUUUGGUAACUCAAGAUGAUCUGAUUCAUGCAUUUUCUGACUUGCCAAGAGAUCUCAAUUUUGUACAGCACAGCAGUCAGCUGGGUUGGAAAUUGAACAAGAGAGGCAAGCCAAUUAUAAUAGACCCAGGGCUUUACAGCAUCAACAAAUCAGAGAUCUGGUGGGUGAUCAAGCAGAGGACUCUUCCCACUGCUUUCAAGCUCUAUACAGGUUCAGCUUGGACAAUAUUAUCAAGAUCUUUCUCAGAGUAUUCCAUAUUGGGUUGGGACAAUUUGCCGAGAAAUCUCCUCCUUUACUACACAAACUUUGUGUCUUCUCCAGAAGGAUAUUUCCAGACGGUUAUAUGCAACUCUGAAGACUACAAGAACACCACAGCUAACCACGAUCUCCAUUACAUUACUUGGGAUAAUCCUCCCAAGCAGCAUCCGCGAUCCCUAGGCCUCAAAGACUUCAGAAGAAUGCUUCUAAGCAACCGCCCCUUUGCCAGAAAAUUUAAGCAAAAUACCAGAGUUCUCGAUAAAAUCGAUAAAGAGAUCCUCCAUAGGCAGCGUCAAGGAUACACUUAUGGAGGUUGGUGUUCCAAGACUGGAAAGAACUCGUGCUCAGGUUUUCGAAGCCAAAACUAUGGAGUUUUGAGGCCAGGGCCAGGGUCUAGGAGGUUGAAAACUUUACUAACAAGACUUGUUUCAUCAAAGAACUUUACAAAGAGGCAGUGUAGAUAAAUUUCAUCUUAUAAUUCAAUCUCACAUUUGUAUUGAUCAUUGGUUUGAUAGUAUACAUAUAUGGAUUGGCCGAUGGAUUUUUUUUUUUU
Mangifera indica (mango) is the source of this 1694-nucleotide messenger RNA. RefSeq names its product beta-glucuronosyltransferase GlcAT14A. Lineage: Eukaryota; Viridiplantae; Streptophyta; Magnoliopsida; Sapindales; Anacardiaceae. The record is from RefSeq and is a predicted model, not a curated record. Gene Ontology annotation, molecular function: glucuronosyltransferase activity. Bases 421 to 1605 code for a protein of 394 amino acids. The transcript is spliced from 4 exons. Gene Ontology annotation, cellular component: membrane.